GUCUUGACGCGGAAGAGAGGGUUUGCUUGCGUUGGGGCAGUGUUGAAGCGUUUUCCCUGAAAUCGGGUGCGUGUGUUUCGAGGGGGGUUUCUGAAAUCAAAGGCAGGAUGCAGAGGGUGGAGACGUCAAAUCGGUCUUCAUUCGGAAGAGAGGAGAGGGUGUGUGUCGAGGCCGUGUUGAAGUGUUUUCCCUGAAUUCAAGC
Ectocarpus sp. CCAP 1310/34 is the source of this 202-nucleotide messenger RNA. The record is from the annotation of a GenBank genome assembly. Lineage: Eukaryota; Phaeophyceae; Ectocarpales; Ectocarpaceae.